AUGGAGACCUUUCCUGAGAGUCCCUCGCACUUUUUCGCAGUGCCGUCGCCUUCCUCUCCACCGCCGGCGUCUCCCCUGCGUCCGUUUGCUUCCCCUGGUACCUCGGAUUCUUCUUCGCCUGCGUCGCCCUCUUCUCGCAUCUCUUCUGCACCCGCAGCCGAGGCGGAAGUCGCGCCUGUCCACGGAGAAGGCGCGUCCGCAGCUGCGCAGACGCACGGCGCCGCGCGGGGAAGACUGCACGUUCUGCUCGCGGUCACAGGCAGCGUGGCGGCGAUAAAGACGCGCGAGGUCGUCGAGGAACUCCACGCCGAGGGACGCAGAAGGCAGGUGGAAGUCGAGCUGAAGCUUAUCGCAACGAAGAGCGCCGCGCACUUCCUCGAGGGCGAUGUCCGUCCCUCAGACCUGAUCCUGACUGACGAAGACGACUGGAAGAGUUGGAGGAAGAAAGGCGAUCCUGUGCUGCACAUCGAGCUGCGGCGAUGGGCGGACGUCCUCGUCAUCGCACCCCUCAGCGCGAACUCCCUCGCAAAGCUGGCGCACGGACUCUGCGACAACUUAGUCACGUGCGUGGCGAGAGCGUGGAGCUUCGCGAAGCCGUGCGUGGUUUUCCCGGCUAUGAACACGCUCAUGUGGGAACAUCCGCUGACCACGCAGCAACUCGACACGCUCCGCGGCUUCGGCGUCAAGGUCGUGGAUCCGGUCUCCAAGACUCUCGCGUGCGGAGAUACAGGGACCGGCGCUCUUCCGCCCCCCAAGGAGGUCGCGCAGGCAGUCUUUCAGGCCGCGCGCGGCACCCUCUCUCCUCCCUAG
This is a messenger RNA of Besnoitia besnoiti, 810 nucleotides long. RefSeq names its product flavoprotein. The coding region runs from base 1 to 810 and encodes 269 amino acids. Gene Ontology annotation, cellular component: phosphopantothenoylcysteine decarboxylase complex. Gene Ontology annotation, biological process: coenzyme A biosynthetic process. Lineage: Eukaryota; Apicomplexa; Conoidasida; Eucoccidiorida; Sarcocystidae. The transcript has 6 exons. The record is from RefSeq and is a predicted model, not a curated record. Gene Ontology annotation, molecular function: FMN binding; phosphopantothenoylcysteine decarboxylase activity.